Molecule: messenger RNA, 2224 nt
Organism: Drosophila elegans
Lineage: Eukaryota; Metazoa; Arthropoda; Insecta; Diptera; Drosophilidae
Product: fatty acyl-CoA reductase wat
Exons: 6
Coding region: 444-1991 (515 amino acids)
Biological process (GO): long-chain fatty-acyl-CoA metabolic process
Cellular component (GO): peroxisome
Molecular function (GO): alcohol-forming very long-chain fatty acyl-CoA reductase (NADP+) activity
Source: RefSeq, a predicted model, not a curated record
CAUUAAAAUUUUUGUUUUUAAACAAAUAUGUAUAAAAGUUUCACAUAAUUUUUAAGAAUUCUGCUUGAAAAACGUUUCUACUCCGUGUACCUCAACUGCAGUUGCAAUAAGGUUCUGGCCAUCAUCAGUGCGCUGAUGAGUGACUUUUUUGACUUCGACUCUCUAUCACUCUGUACCGGUAUAUAUAUGUGAUUGUGAUCUGUGACAAGGGUCGGCAAGCGCGCUUCCAUUAGACCUCUUGAAGAAGACCAUGUCGGAAGAGGGCGAUCAAAGGAUGUGUUCCUUCGACAUGGCUAGUCUCAACUGAAAAGAGUAUUUCACCGGAAGUAUCUAAAUUCGUAACUUCGUCUUCUAGUAUUCGAAGGUUUGAAUCUGGAAUCAAAUUAUUCUAAACGCUAGGUUGAACAGUGCUAAAAAGACAUCAAUACGUUAUUAAUUUUGAAAUGAAUUACAAUAAGAUUCGGGAGAAAAACGCAAUAUCCAAUGCCAAAAUGGACACCGGCAUCCAAGCAUUCUAUAAGGACAAGGUGGUGUUCCUGACAGGUGCAACCGGAUUUUUGGGAAAAGUAUUAAUUGAGAAACUUUUGCGAACUACGGAUGUGAAACGAAUAUACUCCAUGGUCAGGCCCAAACGGGGACAGGAUAUUCAGGAACGCAUUGAGAUGUGGCAAAAGGAGCCACUCUUUGAAGUCCUGCUGAAGUCGAAGCCCGAGGCUCUGAAGCGGAUCGCCACGAUCGCAGGCGAUUGUUUGGAGCCCGACCUCGGCAUCAGUGAGUCGGACCGCCAGCUCCUGGCCUCCGAGGUCCAGAUCGUACUCCAUGGAGCCGCCACAGUGCGAUUCAAUGAGCCGCUUCAUGUGGCUCUGGCCGUCAACACGCGGGCCACAAGACUGAUGCUCCAGUUGGCCAAGGAGAUGAAACACCUGGUGGCCUAUUUGCACAUCUCCACGGCGUUCUCCAACUGCGUGAUCUUUCGAAUCGAGGAGAAGUUCUAUCCAGAGCACCUCACCUGCGAUUCGGAAAAGGUCCUGGCCAUGAGUGAGCUAUUGGGUGACCAAAUGAUGGACAGUCUGACACCCACUCUGCUUGGAUCCUACCCCAACACUUAUACCUACACCAAGGCUCUGGCGGAGGACGUGAUCCUUAGAGAAGCGGGCGACCUUCCUCUAAGUAUCUUUCGACCAUCAGUUAUUAUUGCCAGCCAUAGAGAGCCAGUUGCCGGCUGGAUGGACAAUCUCUACGGACCCAUAGCCCUAAUUUAUGGCGUGGCCCAUGGAGUCCUGCGUGUGAUCAGCAUCAACAAAAAUGGCUUUUCCAACUUGGUGCCGGUGGACUACUGUGCCAAUGUGGCUUUGGCCAGUAUCUGGCAAACAUCCAAGGACAAAGCCGGACGGGAUCCGAUAAAACAGCCCGCCAUUUACACUUUGGCACCCAAUGAACGCAAUCCACUGAGCAACACGGAGUUCGUUAACUUCUCUUUGAGCUGUCGAGAAGAGUUUCCGCUGGUUAAGAUGAUCUGGUACCCGUUUGUGCACUGCAUCUCCACACCGUACCUGAAUCCUCUAGCCGCGUUCUUCUAUCACACUUUACCCGGCAUUUUCUAUGAUCUGGCACUAAGAGUUUCGGGCAGAAAACCUCGUCUGGUGAAGCUUUACCGAAGUAUUCACAUCAACAUUUCGCUUCUCACAUACUUUUUGCACAACAGUUUUUACUUUGAGACCAAGAGCACGGAUCGGUUAAGAGCUUUGAUGUCUCCGGAGGAUCAGCGAAUAUACAACUUCGAUAUGAAGGCUUUGGUCUGGAAAGAGUACUUCCAUAAGGCCCUUUUUGGCAUGCGACUUUACCUGGGUAAAGAACCUCCCACCCAGGAAUCCAUAGACCAGGGUCGGCGAUUGUUAAGAUUAUUGAAGAUCUUGCACUUUGGCCUCAUGACCAUACUGUUGGGCAUUGCCGGAAUCGUUUUGUGGUCAUUGAUCAAAUUAAUAAUUUAGUUUUAGUAUAAGGGCUCACUGAAACAGUAUAUUAAUAAACAUCGGAGUUGCUCACUAAAUCGAAUGGCAAAAAACUGUUUUAGGAAAUAAAACAUCAUUCGUAAAUACUCAGUUGCAAACAACAUGUUUCUCACUUCUAAAGCUAGUUAUGUAUAUAGCUUAAAGUUUACAAAACUGCCAUUGGAACGUUCGGAAAAUGAAGUAUAUUAAAAAAUAAACCUUUUAACGGCCAA